AUGGGUGUCUUGACUUUGGCCAAGUCCCUAGUCCUCAUCAAUGGGUCCCCGACGUAUGAAUUUCAUUUUCAACGGGAGGUUAGGCAAGGGGACCCGCUUUCUCUUUUUCUCUUCAUAAUGGGUAUGGAGGCGCUCUCUAGUAUGUUAAAAAAGGCGGAGGAGGUGGAAUUAUUCAAAGGCUUCAAAUGUCCUAAAAAUGGCCCAACCUUGUCUCAUCUUUUCUUUCCGGACGAUGCUCUAAUUAUUGGUAAAUGGGAUGUCGUAAACGCCCUCAACAUGGCCCGUAUUUUGAGAUGUUUUUAUGUGAUUUCGGGUUUGAAAAUAAAUUAUGCCAAAUCAAAUCUUAUGGGAGUGGGGGUGUCCAAAGAAGAGAUAGAGCAUAUGGCAAGUUGUAUUGGGUGUAGGCCAGCCGCUUUACCUUGCAUGUAUUUGCGAUUGCCUAUUGGUUCAAAUAUUAAUCGGAUGGCUAGUUGGGAUCCUGUUAUACAAGCGUUUGAUAAAAGGUUGUCGUUAUAG
This is a messenger RNA of Helianthus annuus (common sunflower), 516 nucleotides long. RefSeq lists its product as uncharacterized. The transcript has a single exon. The record is from RefSeq and is a predicted model, not a curated record. NCBI's taxonomy places the organism in Eukaryota, Viridiplantae, Streptophyta, Magnoliopsida, Asterales, Asteraceae. Bases 1 to 516 code for a protein of 171 amino acids.